Fusarium vanettenii 77-13-4 is the source of this 1050-nucleotide messenger RNA. RefSeq lists its product as uncharacterized. Bases 1 to 1050 code for a protein of 349 amino acids. Gene Ontology annotation, molecular function: oxidoreductase activity. Lineage: Eukaryota; Fungi; Ascomycota; Sordariomycetes; Hypocreales; Nectriaceae. The transcript has 3 exons. The record is from RefSeq and is a predicted model, not a curated record.
AUGAGCCUUCCUACCGGAUUCCCUGAACAGCUUAAGGGCCCCAUGGCCUGGGAUGCAUCUGACUUUGUCCAGAACCCAGAGGCUUACACUCUGACACUGACUGAGAGUGACCUCUUGGGAAUACGGACAGCCGUCAACCACUUCAAGGGCCUUGGCCUUCCGCGAGGCUCCGUGGAUCGGUCCAACUUUCCCCUCCCUGAGGCUCUCAUCACGAAGUUCCGGCAAAUCAAUGAUACCCUGAACAAUGGGCACGGCUUUCAAGUUGUGCGUGGGAUUGACCCGACCUCCUACAGCGAAGAAGAGCACAUCCUCAUCUUUGCGGGCAUCUGUGCCCAUGUGGCUACCCACCGAAACUGGUUCAUCGGUAUGUUUAUCAAGGACUUCCACACUGAUGUGGACUCGGGACCCAUUCUCGCACUUUUCAUGGAGAAGCAGUCCAAAUAUGGUGGCAACCAGCACCUCUCGAGCUUCUGGACCAUCUACAACUCCCUUGCUAGGGAGUCCCCUGAGGUCAUCAGGGAGCUUGCAUCCAACUGGCACUGGGAAAUGCCAGACAAAGAGAAUCUUGAUGGACCCAACAUUGUCCUCCCAUCUCGGCCAAUCAUUGGCAAAGCGGAUGGAAGGUUGCAGAUCAACUUUGCCAAGGCAUAUCUUGCCAACCACCCCCAGUACCCUAUGAACAAGGGCUCGCCAUCCUUGUCCCCUUCGCAAGAGGCUGCUCUCAAGAUCCUCACCGAAACAGCAAGGAGACACAGUCUUCAGCUUGAUACCAAAGCAGGCGACCUUGUUCUGGUCAACAACCUCGCCAUGAUGCACGCCAGAGACGCCUUUGUUGACGAUGUAGUCUCUGGCGAUGUACGUCACGUGCUCAGGCUCUGGCUUCAAGAUCAAGACAGCUGGCCCGUAGCUUCUUCCCUUGGGUACAUUGAACCGGAGAAGACGUGGCACGUUUCGGAUAAGCAUCAGUCGCUUCGUACACUGUCUGAAUGGGUUACACUUCCCCGACCCAUCCGUGCGGUUGAUGCAGCUGCAUCGCAAAAGCAUGCCUGA